AUGGUGGGCAAAAUCAUGAAUCGUGGAGGUAUAACGAAGGAUAUGGCGCGGUUUACGCUGGGCCGCAUCACGGAGAAUCGACUCAUGCUGAAGAAGCCAGGCCACACACUACGAACCGCAUCACAUGUGUUGCUUGGAAAGUUUAAGGAACAGUUUGGAAAUGAGCUGCGUAUUGCUUUUAUCGUUGGUAGCCAGCUGACGUGGGAUCAGAUGGAGUUGCUGGCGGACCUAGACGUAUUUACCGUGGGCACCUACGGCGCAUUGGAGGCAGGGGGCCUCAUCGCCACUGACAUUGACGUGCCGCUCCGUCUGAAGGCGCUUCCGGCGGUUGAGAUUCGUGUUGUGAACGAAAAAAAAACGAGAUUGUCGCGCCUGGGGACAUCGGCGAGGUGCUCGUGGAGGCCCCGCACGCCAUGCAGGGGUACUUUGACGUCCACAUCGACCCCGAGCAGGUGA
Molecule: messenger RNA, 456 nt
Organism: Trypanosoma rangeli
Lineage: Eukaryota; Euglenozoa; Kinetoplastea; Trypanosomatida; Trypanosomatidae
Product: long-chain-fatty acid-CoA ligase protein
Exons: 1
Coding region: 1-456 (151 amino acids)
Source: RefSeq, a predicted model, not a curated record